Plasmodium gonderi is the source of this 2418-nucleotide messenger RNA. RefSeq lists its product as hypothetical. Bases 1 to 2418 code for a protein of 805 amino acids. Lineage: Eukaryota; Apicomplexa; Aconoidasida; Haemosporida; Plasmodiidae. The transcript has 2 exons. The record is from RefSeq and is a predicted model, not a curated record.
AUGACAAAUGAAAAGAAGAAAAUUGUAAGUAAUGUGUUUUACCAGUUCCAUGGUAAAUUAAUGUUAUACAUAAGAAUUAAACAAAGCCUUAUAAACCAUAGCGAAGUAAGCAGAAAGGUAAAGGAAUUGGAAGAAUGUUAUAAAAAGUAUGUAAAUUCGAAUUCUACACAAUUUCGACAACUUAAAUUCUGCUAUCAUUGUGAUGAUAAUAAGAAUGAGGAAUUUGGAGAAUAUACUGAAUUUCCCAACUGUUCUGGAUGCCCUGAAUGUUCGAGUGAGAAUCAAAUAAAUAAAGAUAUAGUGCAUCACCUUUUGAAUAAUUAUAUAGAAAACAAUAACGGGUGCGUUGUCUCAUUUUUUACUAAUGAGGAAAAUUCACAUAUAUGUAAAAAUAGCAGGCAGCGGAACAAAAGAAAUAUCCCAAGCGGAAACGAAAGGGAUAUGCAAAUAAAAAACUUAGUAAAUAAAUUUUUUAUAAAAAUAAAUGAAGUAACAUUAAAUAAAAAUAAUCAAAAUAAUUAUUCAUUACAGUAUGGAUUUUUCGAUUCAAUCAGUUCAUAUGAUCUUUUGGAAAAGUAUUGUGAACAUAGAGAAUAUUAUCAAAAAAUAAAAAGUUGCACUUUAAAAAGUGAUGAAAAAAAAGUCAAAGGAAAGAUUGAUAAUAAGAGAUUUAAUAAAAAAAACAUUCCUCCUAAAAGUGAAUUGAAGAAAUUCAUUCAAAAGACAAACUCGGUGGAAUUUUCAGACUCAAAAAAAUUAAAUGAUAUUCUCAAUUUUGCAGAAAAACAGGAAAAGGUCAUAAUGCAUAAGCUAAACAGAAAGGAAUGUUUAUUCUGUACAAUAAUAAGUAUACAUAUUAAUAAUGCAAAAGAGGGAGAAGUGCUUAUGCAAAGGUUUAUGACACAUAACACAAAUGACAAAUCGAAAGGGAGCACAUUUUUCUUUGUUAAAAUUUAUUAUAAAAACGACAAUAAGGAAAAUGAAAGAGGAGAAAAGGGAACAGAAGAUGGUGAUAUGGUUAUGCUAGACAAGUUGGAACAACUUAAUAGCGUGUUCACGCAAUUCAGCAUCUUGCUUAGUCAACCUCAUAAGGAAAAUAGUCCCCCCCUGGGAUUUUCAAUCUAUAACAAAGUGACAAAAAUAAUAUACGAAAUUUGUUGCAAUUUUGAUCUUAUUCAUCUGAAUGUUACUUUGCAUACAUUGGACGAUAGUAAUGUGAACGAAAUGGACAAACCUAUUUUUAAUUUCCUUUCUUCUGUCGACUCUCCUUUGGAGAAAUUUUUAAAAAUGUUCAUAAAGUGUAUAAAGAGGUCCAAAAUAUUAACUUACAGUUUGGGGGAAAAUUGUGAGAGUGGAAAAAAUAGUGAUAGUUUCAAAAAUUCAAAAAGUCUACAAAACCAAAACAUGGCACCAAAAUCUGAAACACAGGCAAAAAUAGAAAAUAUAUUAUUCGAUAAUAUUGAUUUAGAUGAAAAAACGAAAUGUAUCAUGACAAAGGAAGCCAUGAAUUUUCCUGAGCAACAUUUGAACAAACUUGCGUUAUUAAAUAAAACAUUUCAACACAACUGUAAAUUUUUCAAAAAAAAAGAGAAAGAAAUUCAUACUAGUUUUACAAGUAUAGUGGAAAAGCAAAACGAAAUUAUGAAACAUUAUGAGGAAGAAGAAAGGCAACAAAAAAAUGACAUAAAUCGAAUUCUUAAGGAAAUAUCGUACAUCAAUGAUCAAAAUAUAGAAAUACAGAAUGAAAUAGAAAAACAUAAGAAAUUCAAUUUCAAAUAUGGCCACAUAGAGAAAAACAGACAAGAGGAACAAUCAAAGAAAUUCCAAUACGUUGAUAGUGUGCUAGAUAGGGAAUUCGAAUCAUUACUAAAAUUUCGACAGGAAUCGUUAGUGAAUAACAAUUUUAUAGGAAAAUGGGACACGAAGCAAGAUGAAGAGACGGCGAAAGUGGUAGAAGAAAAUAAAAGAGAAGAGUUAAAAACAUAUAACAUCAUUUCACAAAAUGACAUACAAGAUAUCCGAAAAAAGAAAGAAGAAGAAUAUUCGAAAAAUUUAAACGAAGUAAUGAAUCACGCGAAGAAAAUGUUUCGAGAGACUCAGGACAUGAGAAAAAGGUAUGAUGAAGUUAUAAGGCAGAAUACAAAAUUAUUUUCCAUUUUAAAAGACACUGCAAUAAAGUUUAAUGAAAAGGCAAAUUAUCUGAUGAAUAAUUUUCAAGGUGCAGAUGGAUUGAAACUUAUAAAUCCCAUAGAGGACAAAUGUGUGGAUUUUAUGGAAAAAUAUGAAUGCCCUAACCUAAUCAUAAAUAAUGAUAUGAAAGAGUAUAAUGCUUUAUUAGAGGAGUUGAAAACACGUAAUUUUAACGAAAGGCAAUUGCGUUGGAUUCACAAAAUGAGCUCUUUGUCUAAAAAUUUUUAA